CUGAAGUUAACCAAGGUAAAGUAUAUGUAGGAGGGAAAAAAGAUUAAAAAGGUAGAAGCUCUUACAAAGGGAGAAGACCGAGGCCUGGGAUAUGGAAUCCGUUCAGGUGAUCAGCAAGCACAAGCCCCAUGCAGUAUGCAUCCCAUACCCGGCUCAGGGCCACAUAAACCCGAUGCUUAACCUUGCCAAAAUCCUCCACCUGGGAGGCUUCCACAUAACUUUUGUCCACUCGGAGUACAACCACAGGCGCCUGCUUAAAUCUCUGGGCCCUGACUCUCUCGACGGCAUACCAGACUUUCACUUCGACGCCAUUCCUGACGGCCUUCCUCAAUCUGAGGAUGUGGACUCAACCCAAGACAUUCCAUCUCUGAGUGAUUCCACUUCAAAGAACUGCUUGGGCCCUUUCAUGGAACUCCUGUCCAAGCUCAAUGACACUUCAACUUCGGAUGUUCCGCCAGUCACCUGUAUUGUGUCGGAUGGUGCGAUGUCCUUUACUAUCGAUGCGGCCGAGAAGUUUGGAGUGCCUUGCGCCGUCUUGUGGACUCCCAGUGCUUGUGGGUUUGUGUGCUACACGCAGUAUCAUAAACUCUUCGAAAAAGGUUUAGCUCCACUAAAAGAUACAAGUUAUCUAACUAACGGGUACUUGGACACGACAAUAGAUUGGAUCCCAGGAAUGAAGAGUAUCCGUUUCCAGGAUCUACCAAGCUUCAUUAGAACAACAAAUGCCAAUGACAUCAUGGUCAACUACAUAAUUCGGGAGGUUCGUAGAACAUUCCGGGCUUCGGCUCUCAUCUUUAAUACAUUUGAUUCCCUUGAGAAGGACGUCCUGAAAGCUCUCUCUUCCAUGUUUCCACGUCUUUACACUAUCGGUCCACUCCAGCUGCUAAAAGAUCAGAUGAAAAACAUAGGCAGCAAACUGAAUAAUCCCACAAGCUUGAACCUGUGGAAGGAGGAAACGGAAUGUUUAGAAUGGCUUGAACUGAGAGAACCUGGCUCAGUCCUUUAUGUGAAUUUCGGGAGCAUUGCUAUGCUGACCACCGAACAGGUGGUCGAGUUCGCUUGGGGACUGGCAAACAGUCAAAGGCCGUUCUUGUGGGUAGUAAGGUCUGAUCUCGUCUAUGGCAAUUCAGCUCUGCUGCCACCAGAAUUUAUGGAAGAAACACAGGAGAGAGGGAUGUUGGCAGGGUGGGUCCCACAAGAUAAGGUUCUGAACCACCCUGCGAUAGGAGGGUUCUUAACGCACUGCGGGUGGAACUCCAUUUUGGAGAGCUUAUGCGGAGGAAUACCAGUCAUCUGUUGGCCGUUCUUUGCCGAGCAGCAGACAAACUGCCUCUACUGUAGGACGGACUGGGGGAUUGGGCUCGAGAUAGAUGGGGAUGUGAAGAGGGAUGAAGUGGAGAAACUCGUGAAGGAACUGAUGGAAGGAGAGAAAGGUAGCGAGAUGAGGAAGAAGGCGGCUGAGUGGAAGAGAAUGGCCGAGGAGGCCGUCAGCCCCGGCGGCUCAUCCUAUCAGAACUUGGAAAAUUUGCUGGCCGAAGUUCUCCUGAAGAAAUAGGAUUUAACCACAAAAGGCAUUAAAUGAUCAAAACAAUCGGCAAACAACCAGCAUAUUGCGACAAUGUGAUAUCUUGUGCAGAAUUAACAUCCGUGUGUUUUUCUGCUUGAAGAACUGGCCCUGAAUGACCGAUCCACAGCUGUUAGGCGAACUCCCUACUCUAACAGCAUAUUAUUUCACUGUUAUGUAAUUUUUAGUUCACAAAUUUAGCAGCAGGAAUAAUCUGUGCUGAUAGAAAUCACACUUAUUCCGCAAGAUGACAAUCUAUUUUCAGCUUCUGUUGUUUUUCUAAAUAAUUUCCGCAGAAAUUUGACUCUUUUUUUUCUUUUUCCCGAAA
Punica granatum (pomegranate) is the source of this 1892-nucleotide messenger RNA. The record is from RefSeq and is a predicted model, not a curated record. Lineage: Eukaryota; Viridiplantae; Streptophyta; Magnoliopsida; Myrtales; Lythraceae.